AUGGGGUGGGGUGAGGAGCUGGGAGCACUGGCAAACCCUUGUUUUAAUGUGGACGGUGCUGGGGAGAGGUCUGGGAUGGUGUCUGCUUCGCCUCUUGGUCCCUGCAUCCCUGCGGCAUCCCUGGCAGAGCUGCACGCCGUGCCCUUCAUGCCAGUGCAUGCAGCUGUAGGGGCACAGAUCCUGGUACUUGCUUUGGGGGUUUCCACCGCCCUCCCCUACCUAACGGCCGAUGUCACCAGCCCAAUGCCACCUUGCUCACCUAAGAGUGCAGGUGCUUAUUUGUUUUUUAAGCUCGGCGGGCCGCCGGAGGCGGGGGGCUGCCCGGAAUCCUCCUCCUCCUCCUGCCCUUCGCCGGUGGCCAAGGCGGACGGCUUUCCCGCGACGGGCGAGCCGGUGUCGACGGAGGGCAAAACCUCCUCGUCCUCCUUCGGCUACGAAAGCGAGGAGGACGAGGACGCGGGGCGCGGGGCGGCCCCCCCGGGCGUCCCCCCCGGCGGCGGGCGCGACGAGGCGCACUAUAUCAGCACGCAGGAGAUCCAGCUGAGCGAGGUGGACCACGACAUGGACUUCGACGCGGGGCUGGCCGCCCGCUGGGACUUCGAGGACAACAACGUGAUCUACUCCUUCGUGGACUACGCCUCCUUCGGGAGCGACGAGACCCCGGGGGACACGCCGACGGAGGAGGAGGAGGAGGAGAAUAGCUGCUACCUCAGCACGACCACCAGCGACCCCAACAACCAGACGGACAGCAUCGACAACACCAGCAGCACCGAGAUCGUCAGCCUCACCUCCGAACACGACACCCCCGGCGGGGAGAAGCGCGCCAGCUCGGGGGAAAGCCGGUCCAAGCGGCCCGGCCGCCCCGGCGGGAGCCCGGCCGCCCAGCUUCUCCUAUCAAUCAAAGCCGCUUCCCGGGCUAUAAAUGAGUCUAGCAACGUGCGCGGAAAGCAAAACGCUAUUUACGCUGCCAAGCAUGAAGGCGACAUGAGCCUCCGCGUCCCCGCGGCUCCGGAACGCGACGCGAGUUUAAAACCGGACGCGGUCCGCGACCACGCGAAGAAAUUCAUCGCCGUCCCCGCGCGGCUGCAGACCCGGUGCGGGGCCGGCAGGGCGGGGGAGCACUCGAGCGGCGCCUCCAGCGCCGUCAGCGAGCUGGACGAUGCCGACAAAGAAGUGCGAAACCUGACGGCCAGGGCUUUCCGCAGCCUGGCGUACCCCUACUUCGACACCCUGCGCCCCGGCUCCCGCGCCUCCUCCGCCUCCCUGCCCGACAAUGCCCUGGGCAUCAACCGCUGGUCCACCUACCUGGACCUCAAGUGCGGCAGCCUGGGGCCGAGAGCCGAGCCCAGCCUGCUGCGCUCCGGCCGGUCGCAGACCAAAGCCCUCGAGUUCGUGGUCAGCAAGCUCGACGGGGAGAUCGCCCACGUCGAGGCGCCGCGGCGGCUGAGGGCGGGCUCCCGGGUGGUGACCCUGCUGGACCUCGGCGAUGCCCCCGGGGCCGGGCCGCCCCCCGGGGCCGGGCCGCCCCCCGAGGCGGGCGGCGGGGAGCCGGCGGCGGCGGAGGGCGGCGGCGGCGGCGGCGGCAGCGGCGGGGGGGGCUCCAGCAAGAAGUCCAAGUUCGCCUCCAGCCUCCUCAAAAACGUCAUCUCCAAGAAGAUGCAGCUGGAGCACGAGUUCAAGAUGGAGCGGGGCGAGAUCACCGACACCUCCUACAGCGGGCCGGGCGCCGGCCGGGAGCCGGAGCCCGCCGGCGCCGGCCGGGAGCGGCAGCGGGAGGGCGGCGUGCAGCGGCAGAGCUCCCGGCACUCGGAGGGCGGCUCGGACUGCACCGCGGCGACGGCGGAGGAAGCGGGCGAGGGCGGCGGGGGCCGGUCGCCGGCCUCCAAGGCGUCGACGCCCCGCGAGGGCAGCCGCAGCCUGGACCGGGCGCUGUCGGAGGAGCUGUGCGAGGUGAAGCGCAGCGCCUCGGAGGCCAUCAAGGCCACCUUCCUCCGCAGCCAGAACAGCGCCUUCAGGUCCUGGAAGGAGCGGGAGGCGGAAAGGAAGGAGGAGCGGGCCCCCGUCGGCAAGCUGAAGCUCUCCGCCAGGCACGACUGGCGGGCCGACCUGGGCGAGAUCUCCGCCGGCAAGUCCACCAAGAUGUCCCGCCUGUUCGUCCCCGCCAUCCAGCACACCCCCCGGGAGAAGGAGCCCGCCAAGCGGGCGACCAAGUGCUCCGCCGCCGCCGCCGCCUCCUCCUCGCCCCCCGCCGCCAAGCCCAAAGCCCCCGAGAUCAAGAUCAGCCUGGGCAGCCUGCAGCAGCCCCGGGACGCCGCCUUCAGCAUCGCGCAGCUGCUGACGCCGCAGAUCGCGGGCCGGCCGCCGGAGGAGGGCAGGGGCCAGCAGCCCAAGCCGCCCAAGGCCGGCGACGGUCCCGACAAGGUGCCGCAGUUCCUGGUGCGCGACGUGAGGGACGGCAAGCACAGAGCCCAGGGGCCCCUCCACCAGGUGCGGGACGUGCGGAAGCUGAUCAAAAGCUCCUACAGCUGCGACUCGGGGGAUAACAGCAGCGACAAGGGCAGCGUCGCCUCCGACCAGGGCGGCCCGGAGCAGAAACCCCGGCAGCAGCUGGUCAUCGCCGGCGUCCCCAGGUCCCUCUCCCCCGUGGUCAUCACCUGCCAGGCCGUCGGCCACGCCGGCACCAAGCCCAGCGAGGCGGGGGCCAAGGCGGGGGGCAGGGCGCCGGCCUGCCCCCCGGAGGGCACCGUCCUGGUGCACCGCACCUCGGGGAGGCUCCCGGUGGCCACCAUCGCUCCCAACAAGAGCGACCCGCGCCAGCCGGCCGUGCUGAAGAUCGUCUCCAAAUCCACCGCGCCGUGGCGGCACCAGCCCCCGCCGCCGCCCGCCGAGAGGGGCCGGGGGCCGGAGGAGGACCCGCGGGAGGAGGGCAAGGCGGCGCCGGUGCAAAACGCGCUGGAGAAGCUGACGGCGGCGGUGCGGAGCAUGGAGGAGCUGUACAGCUUCAACAAGCGCGAGUGGAAGCGCAAGAGCGACCCGCUGCCCAUCACCGACAGCCACGUCCUCUCCCUCAUCGCCAGCCAGGAGAGGGGCGCCGGCACCCGGCCGACCCCCCCCGCCGCCGCCGCCGCUCCCCCCGCGCCGCCGCCGGCCGAUAAGACGGAGGAGCCGUCGGGCAAGGGGCCGGGCAGCGAGCGGCUGCCCCGCCGCCCCUCCAACAACGCCGCCGACAAGGUCUCGGCCAAGGCGGCCGCCUUCGAGAGCCUGGCCCGGCAGCGGCAGCGCGGCCCGCCGCCCCCCCGCGCCGAGCCCCCCGCCGCCCCCCGCGCCCUCCUCACCCUCCGCGGAGCCGGAGGAGCCGGAGCCGGAGCCCCUGCGCCGGGCAAGCCCCCCUCCGAGGGCGGCCUGCGGGGCCAGGCGGCGCCGCGCUGCCCCCGGCUGCCUGCGGCCGGCGGCGACGGGGAGCGCGGCCCGGACUGCGGGAACUACCUGGCCCUGCCGCUCAAGGCGGCCGCCGAGCCCGGCUCCCCGCCCCCGCCGGCACCGGCGGCGGGGGCGGGCGGCGGCGUCCGCCCCAGCCCGGUGGCGGCCGCGGCGGCGGCGGCGGCGCUGUGCAGCCCGCAGCCCUUCGGCACCGCCAAGCGGGCCGGCAGCCCCGGACCCCCGCGCGCCGAGGAGCCCCCUCCCGCCGCCGCCGCCGCCGCCGCCGCCGCCGCCCCGCCGCCCGCCGAGGGUCCGCCCGCCGCCCUCUACCGCCCGCCGCUGCCCUUCGCCGCCCUGCCCGGCGCCGCGCCGCCGCCGCUGCUCUGCUUCUCGCCCUCCGUGCCCGCCGCCGCGCCGGCGGCCGAGCCCUUCCCGCAGACGCAGCGCAAGGUGCUGCUGGACGUGAGCACCGGGCAGUACUACCUGGUGGACGCGCCGGUGCAGCAGCCCCUCAAGCGGCGCCUCUUCGACCCCGAGACCGGGCAGUACGUGGAGGUGCCGGUGCCCCAGCAGCCGGCUGUCGCCCCCAUCCCGCUGCCCCUCUCGCCCCUGGCCCUCAACGCCGGGGCCUAUGGCGCCACGUACAUGCUCUACCCGGGCCUCCUGCCCGCCGCCGCCAUGCUGCCUGCCGGCACCCUGCCGCGCCCGCUAUCCCACCCGGGCAGCGAUGCCAGCGCCCCGGCCGAGCCCGGCAGCCCGGCGGCGGCAGAGGCGGCUUUCGCCGAGAGCCCCUACUACGUGGCUACCGGCAAGGGCCCGCCGCCGCCACGGCGCGGGGCAGCCGAGGCGAAGCCGGUCAUCAGCAUCACGGCGCCAGCCACCGGCCCACGGAUCGUCGCGCCGCCCUCCUUCGACGGCACCACCAUGCGCUUCGUGGUGGAGCACCGGUGAAGAGCGCGGGGAUAAGGAAGAAGAACCACACUCCUUUAAUCUGAACAACACUUGGUAACUCUAAACAUUCAUCCUAAAAACUGCUUCUACAGUUUUCUCAUUUUUUUGCUUCAUCAUACAAAACAAGCAUGUAAGUUUCUUGUUUUCUCCUAAAUACCCCCCAGUUUUGGAGUACGCAUACAUCUAAUUAUGCAAGCAACACUAAAUUACUGCAUUAUUUUCUGCAAAGUUGUUUUUGUUUUGAAGCCAAUCUGCAGGCUUUAGGUGUUGCCUCUGUGCUGGUGGCUAGCAGCAGCAGUGCCACUACAGCUGUUUGUGAAAUGCAGGGUGUUUCGGUAUAGAUCGAUGCACAGCUUCGUCCAGGUCCCUGGAACGUGUUGUGAUGAUUCAGUGCAGCCCUGCAACUCUUUAAAAAAAAUAAAGAACUCAGCUCUCUCCCAUUGCAGUAAAUGAGGGUCUUCCCCAUAGGUUUUGGUGAGAAUUUGCGAUCAGAUGUCUAUUUUGUACUCUGUACUUCUGCACUUGGAAUUGCAAAUGGAGAGGUCUGUAGUGUUAGGAUUUUAGUGUUCAUUUUUUGGCAUGGUUCAAAACAGAUUGUGUAAAUGUCAGAAAACACAUUUGAUUGCUUUCAUUUUUUGUUUGCUCCUCUGUAUGGUGUCGAACAUCACAAGCUGCCUUAAUUAUGCCAGUGUUUAAAUACUGGGAAGCCAGAAAUUGAAUGUAGUAUUUUCAGAUCCUGGUUCUAAAGGAGAGGACAGCAUUUAUUUUUCUUUAAGACUGCAGUCUGUUCUUCCUUAAAUUGCAACAAUUCUGAAAACAUAAUCCUAGUGAUUCCCCUGUGAGAGGAGCUUUUUAAUGUUACAGUCCCAAUAGUAAUGUAGUCAUUUCUUUAGCUAUUGUUUGGCAGGUUUAUCUGAGGGCUACAUCGACGCUAUCUGUAUUUGCUAAGAAAACAUUUCUCUUUUGAACAAGAAAAUAUAUAUCACUGCAUUUUGAGUAUUCUUAUUUUAUAUAUGUCCAUAUGUUGAACUCUGCUUAAACUGAUUCUUUUGUUGCCAGCAACCAGUUUGUCUCAGCAAAAGAGAAUUGUUAUCAUGACAGUAAAACUAAAUCACAAUAGCGUGUUCCCUGCCCAAAAUUUCAGUUCAGCGAAGCACUUUGGGAAGCUAAUAAAUGUAAGAUCAAGCCUAAAUUAUUUAGCAUAAAGCUUUCUUGAAGUAACAGGUUGGAAAUUUAAAAUCCAAAUGCAAAACCCAAAAGUCUGUACUUAAGCAUUUUCCCACAGGCAGGAUUUUCCUGUGCCUGUUCGCAAGACUUCCUGCUGCUAAGGAAGUUUCAGUUUUUUCUAUUCUUAAAGAAAGCCCCAGGUUUUCAUUUUCCUAACUCACAAGAUACAGAAAACUCAGCUACAACUGUCUUUAACCAUACAUGUGAGAUUGUAUUUCAAUGCAAUUUACUUGUUUACAGGCACAAAUUGAAAUUGCCCUCAGGAUGAAAUGCAAUGCAAGUAUACAGAUAGUGAGUGAUUUAACAUGUAUCUUCUCAUUGAUCUUCAUCGUUGUGGAAAUCCAAUGAAAAAAUACUAUUCUAACCCUUUUUAAAGAGCUUGGCAUGCCCAGCUAGAGCAUAUAGCAUGUAAGCUUAAUGCCCGUGCUCUUCGGUUGUACGCUCUACUGUUAAAAGCUUGAACUUCCUACCGGGAUUAGGGCUGAAUGCCUCUUAAAGAAAAUGAAUGCUUCUUCACCAUUUUCAUGACUGAUAAGUCUGUAGACGUUACGACUGGAGUAUCGGUGUUAAAUGAAACAGUACUUCGGACUGCAGGACAGUGCAGGUACCAGAGUAGAUCGUCCACUGUGACAUACACGUGUACGGUACGUACAUUAUAAUACUAGCAUCCGUGUUUAAAAAUGUUUCUGUCCUCUCUUUUCCUAUAUCGGUGCUUAGAGCGAAGUUUCACAUUGCAGUUUACAAGAUACAGGUUUGCACACACAAACUCAGGGUUUACAGUUUCACCCGGUGUACUUGAAAGGAAAAAAAAUGCGUAGAAAACAAGUGCCCAGGAUUUCAACAUGUAUUUGUUGGAGGAAAAUUUUACAGGGUUUUUUUUAACUGCCUGUGGAGACGAAAGCAAUGAAAUGAGGCAAUACCAGUAGCUAUUUAUUUUCUCAGGGGAGAUUUCUUCAGUGGAAUGUGUCAAUCCUAAUGUCAAACAGCGUUUGCUUAAUUUUGUCUAUUACUAAAGAGACUCCAUGUUUGCAUCAAGGGGUCAGUUUUGCAAGGAGCUUCGCUUCGCAGACCCAGUCCAGCAAAGCCUUCACAUGCAUCUCCAAAUAUCUAAGCAGAUUCCGUGGAACUUCGGUGGAAGCACAAUCUUUUUUUUUUUUCACCCAUCAACAUAACGCUUUGCUGAACUUGGCUCAGAGCGCUGAGUGCCUUGCAGACCCGAGUCCCGGGUUCGUCACUUUAUACAUAUAAAACUGGAGCUCUGGGCUUGAGUCUAGCCGGACCCAGCAGAUAAUGCCACAAAAGGUCGCCAGAAAAAAAUCCAGUAAUACGGUGCUCCUCCAUGAAUACCCAGUGGUGAAUUUCUCCAGCCGAUGGGGUGAUGUGUAACCACAUAUCUUGGAUUAGAGUCAAGCCCUCCGUGUCAGGGUUCACAAGCUGCUAGUAUUAUAUGUUUCACGGUGCAGUCAUAGUAUGUUACAGCUGAAAUUCACCCUGUGUGCAAAGCAGGGCAAAAUCCUGUGCACCACUCGAGUUCCCUUCCAGCCCUGCCGUCAGGGUUCGGGGUCUGCAACAGCCGGCCGGCCACUUCCGCGCGUUUUAGGUCAGGAUCCAAUUAAAAGUUUGAGCGGGACUGGAGUGAUGCACGAAUGUUGUUCUGGUCUUUUGCAGCAGGGUUGGCUUCACUCAGUUAAAUUUAAUCCUUGGUGAAUCACUUGGUGAAUGAUUUAAAAUGUAUUUAUGGGUUGUGUGGGUUUUCUUUUUUUUUUUUUUCCCUUGUCUGCAUUCAAAGCUACCUUUACUCUCUAGUGUUGAUGGCCAAAGUGUCAUUCCUUAUGCUUACAAAUUAGCAGUAACUUGUGGCUACCUGAGAACACAUACUUUAAAAACGCUUGUGGUUUUUUUCCCCUUUUUCUGUUUUUGUUUUCUUUUUUUUCUCUUUUCUUUUUCCUCCCUUUUUUAAAGGGGUGGGUUAUCAGUGUAAAGAUAUUUAAAAGUGCAAAUGUGAAGUAAGGAUAAUGAUUGUUAAGAGGAUGUGGGUGGUAUGUCUGAUGAGAGAGCGGUGGGCUAUUAGGCAAAGGGGAAAAUGCUGUGAACGCAUUGUGUUGAUGAUUGUUGCCUGUGGGGGAAAAAAAUUAAAAAAGAAGAUAUAUAACUGGAGAAAAAUGGACUCUUUGAGCUGCUCUCAACGUAGAUGACACUGUGGCAAGUGCGGAGCCGAAGCCCAAAGUGAUCCCGCUGCAGGAUGCCAUGAGCCUGGGAUUGAAGGACAACAGAGUUGCUCCGAGAAUUGCACUAGCAGCGUGUUGCACGUCGGGAACGCUUCAGUAUGUCACGACCACGCGAGAGCGGACUGUCUGAAACCACUGAGUACCAAAGUUCGUAACUGAAUGAGUUAGCAUUUGUAUUAUGUUGGGGUUUUUUUGAAUGUUAUGAUAAAUAAAAUGUAUUUUUCAGUAAAAGACACACUGCAAGUAA
This is a messenger RNA of Aquila chrysaetos chrysaetos, 8073 nucleotides long. RefSeq names its product chromosome 1 C4orf54 homolog (gene C1H4orf54). The transcript is spliced from 3 exons. NCBI's taxonomy places the organism in Eukaryota, Metazoa, Chordata, Aves, Accipitriformes, Accipitridae. Bases 1 to 4371 code for a protein of 1456 amino acids. The record is from RefSeq and is a predicted model, not a curated record.